UUUUAGACUUGUGCUAGAACUCUCAUGUUGCUUAAGCAAAGAGUUCACAAGCUGACUUGUGCUAGAACUCUGUUUUUGCUUAAGCAAAGAGUUCACAAGUCAGCUUGUGCUAGAACUCUGUUUUUGCUUAACAUGAGAGUUCUAGCAUGAAAUAAUUUGAACUUUUUUUAAAAAGUUGAUAAUUUAUGAUGUUUUUAAACGACGUCUUCUCCCUGGUGGUUUUUUCUGAGUGCUUCUAUUUUUUCACGUGAAAUUUCGAUAGAUUUCUACAUGUGCUUCAACUUUACUGUGUUAGAAUUUUGUUGGUUUUUUUAUGUGCUUCUGCUUUUUUUUACCUGACAACAAUUUGAUGAUUUUCUCCGUGCACUUCAGCCUUUUUCAUGUCAAGAACUUAUUGGUAUUCUACAUGUACUGAUGUUUUAUUCUUGACAGUAUUUUGGUGAUUUUCUCCGCAUGCUGCAUGUUAUUACUGACAAAUCGUUUUUUUUUUCUGUUUUUCGUGUGCUGUUGGUUAUUAUUGGCGAGAAUUUCGUUGGUUUUUUUUAGUGUGCUCCUGGUUAUUCAUGAUAAAACAAUCUGUGCAUUUUUUUCUAUAAAAUAUAUGCAAAUGUACUCACAGAUUCGUUUAAUUUGUGAAUUCAUGUUAGCAAAUAAACUUUAAUCAGACGGAGAUUAUACCACCAAAUGUUAUUACUUGCUUGAUUACUAAUAUAUCCAAAUAUAUGAGAAACGUCAACUUUCAAGAUGGUUUCCCACUCCCCUUGAGUUACAGCGAAGACCCCUCCUUUUUUCGAUCGUGAGUGAGCAUUCUACAUCCCACAAAGAAACUGUUUUGAAUUUUUUACAUUACAGCUACUAAUGAAUGAUAAUAUAAAUUUUUUCCUAAUGUACACGAGAGUUUAAAAUUGAUAAAUAGUGAUUUAAGCAAAUGUUUGUGUUCUCUCAUUUAUUAAAUUGAGAAAAAUAUGUAAUCGAAGGAACAUUAAGUAUUUUGUUUGUAAAUGAUUUUUAGCCGACUUUUUUUGUUAAUAUAUUUAUUUACUUUGUCUCUCCCUAGAUCAUCUAAGCUUGACAAGGUUAUAUUAGUACAGCUUCAUCGCUGGAAAAGAAAUAUAUACUAUUUUAUGUGUAAAAUCUUUUCUCUCUGUCAAGGAGGCGGCACGAGUCUAAGAACGAAGUGUGUGCCUUUUUUGUUUCUCUUCAUGUGAUGUAUUACUGUGUUCCAUAAUUAAGGAAUGAAUGAUCCUUUCUUUCUAAAUCUAACAUUCUGUGAUAGCAUUCGCAGAAUUGUGAUUGAAAGGGCUGUUAGUUGCGUGGUGAUUUUUCGAGAAAUAUGCAGUGUUUUAUAUGAUUCAAUUAUUUUGAAAUGCAUUAUUUUAAUGUGUUUCACUGUCCUAUGUUUGCUGUUUCAGGAGGUCCACCUAGUCAGAGGUGAAACUGCAUUAGUGAAAAGAGAUAAUUGCAAUGCUUGCUAACGCUUCUAGUGCAGUUUCGUCUCUAAGCGUAGGGGGCUUGGACUGGCAUGCAGUCAUCUCGUAGUUCAUAUGUUAAGUAUGAUAUUUGUGUGGUAUCCAGACAUCAGACCUAUGGUUUGGAAAAAAUGAAGAUAAUUGUGUAAUAAAAUGUUCUCGCAUGCAAGGACUUGCACAUGAGGUUUCAUCUCUAAAAUUAACUUUGAAAAAAUAUUAAUUUUUAGCUCCUUUUCAUAAACAGAUGUAAGUCUUGAGUGGUUUUCAAAAUAUUGUUUCCUUCUGAAGUCAUGCAGGGUGUAUGUAUGUAUGUAUGUAUGUGUGUGUGUGUAAAUAACCAAGUGUCUGUAUGUCAUGUGCAAUUUUUUCAUAAACAAAUUAGCAUCUUUAGCGGUUAUUUUAAUCAAUAUUUCUAACCUGAAGCUGCGCACUUCGUAUGUGCGGUCUCCUGGCAUGUAAAUAAUGCCUUGUGUAAUAACAAUUUUUUGAGGGGUGUGGGGUGUAUGUUUGCUUAGUUAAACUGUUGUUGUUUUUUGAUGGAUAAAAGUAUUAAUUCUGAGUCGUUGAAGGCAACAAGGGCGUUCCAGAGGUAAUCCAUCAGCCCAAUCCUAGUAAAGACUCUAGUGUUGUCCGCUCGUUUUGCAGUAUGGUUUCUGGUACCAUACAAUCCACACAAAAUUUAAAUAUUAUGUGUUUUAAUAUGUUGCCUUUGUAAAAAUAAGUACAUUAUGUGGGCGAGUAUGUAUUUCAUCUCAGUGCAUGCAUGCGUAUGCAUGUGUGUGUAAGUGUGUGCAUGUGUGUGCAUGUGUGUGGUAGGAUGGUUAAGUCUAACAUGUAAAUAAAACCUGUAUGAGAUAAUAUAAUUUUUAAUUUCUAGAUGCAGUAACAGCAUCCUAGGAUGAAAUUUCUACCGUAAGGUUUAAGGGAAGCAAAUUUUUUUGGUCUUGCAGAAUUUUAGCAUGAUGGUGAAGCAGCAUCAUUGUAUGAGGGGAAGAGAGGGAGAUGUUUUAUUUGACCAAUGAAAAGAGAGCUUAAGGAAAGUCUCCUUAAAUGGUUGUGAAACGGGUUGGUUCCUGGAACAUCAGCAAAAUGUGUCAUACUAUGGAUGUUCAACUGAUUGUUCGCAAUGAAAUGCUAAAAAAUUUUAAACGAAUGUUGGUCAUAACUAAUGUAGAAUAAAUUUUUAAUGUUAUAGUUUUGUAAUGUGUUCUUACUUUUAAUAAAUGUAUUAAACUUACCCUAUUUAUUUUUAUUUAUUUCCUUACAUAUCUAUAAUGAAUAUUUAGCUGUAUGUUCCUCGAACGCAGCUUGAGUGCUUCGUAAUGACACUUUAACGAGUCUAUUGCCGUAGACCAUGACUGCUACCUGAGCGCCUCAUGGCGCCACAAAGUCGGGCGACUAAUGGAUCUGUUGUGACAUGCAUAGUCAAGUCUAUUGUUCGGGUCCCCUCGGCACUGCGAGACGACAUUCCUGAGUGAUGAGUCACGAUGCAUGCAGUGCCUCGCGACCUAAUCUCUAAUCACCUAGGCUAUUAGUGGUUUUACCCGAGAGUGGUUUCCUAUGUUAAGUUAUUACCUACAUUUCUACCUCCCACCCCUCACAUACCUGCUACGACCUGCGCAUGAGUCAUGCUGGGUUUUUCCGAAGACAAUGGUACUUCCCCUCCACAUACUACAUUCCUAUUGGUAGGUUCGGUAAAAAUACUAUGUUCCUAAUUGUUUUUUUCCAAGAACAAGCAGGUCCGCGGCUAUAAAAGGCCGGGAUUAGCUGUCGGAGCUUCAUUGUGUUCUUGGAGUUUGAGAGAGCUAGUUCGUGUGUGUUUCGCUGCUACCAUGAUUUCUACCACCAACGCUACUUCGUGUUCUACAACUCCACUUCAUUAUUUUCUGAGUUCUCCGUACGUCGAGCUUCCUUCGCGUGUUCCGUACGUUGAGACCAGUCUACCGAUUGUCGUGAUGGCGUCUACCGUCCAGAAAUGCCGUUUCUGCUCUGCUACAUUCACGGCAGGCAACAACCGCUACCGGCAUGAGCGUCAGUGUGCUGAGAACCAGCAUCGUAACCACCAGCAGUGCCACCUAUGUGGAAAGAUGGUCGCACGCAGCGAUAAGAUGCAGCAGCACCUUGCAUCAUGUACUGGAGCUGUCGCCACGACAUCAGGCACCCGGUGUAGCUUCUGCUACAAGGCCUUCGCCCGUGCUGAUGUCGCCAGACUACAUGAGAAGUCGGCUUGCGGUCUUAACCCAAACCGCAUAGUGAAUUCCUGCGAGAACUGCGCUAAGGAGUUCGCCAGGGCUGAUAAGUUAAAAGCCCACAUCAAGAUAUGCAAGGGGCCUGCUCCACCUCCGACAAAGAAGCAGAGGAUGGUAGCAGUUAAGCCUGCAGUUACGCCUAAGCCUUCGACCAGCCGAACAAAGGUGGUGACUGGGGCUGGUUUGGCCAAUUUCCAUGGCUUCAUCAUCGCUGAAGUAGGAUUCAAGGGCAACUUGAAGACGUAUGUGGCAGAAAACACGUCAAGUACUGCCAAGGAUAUCUGCUCGUAUCUGAACUCCAUCAAGGCAAAAAUAAUGAGCCAACUUGUAGAGGAGAUAGAGGAGAACGGUCCACUUAAAUUCAACAUCGUGCUUGAGUGUGAUUACGAAAAACCUGUGGAUGUCAGCGAAGACAAGAGAGCAUUCAAAACCAUUAAUGUGCCCCUCUACGCAGUUCAUGAGGUGGAGGAAGCAGUAACUGAAUCCAUCUCUAAGAUCUGCAAGGAGGAGGAAGACUACAUGGGAAAAGGGUCCGGAUGGACUUUGUCGGCCGUUAAGCGACUUCAACUUCGCAUAAACAAGCUCGAUCCACUCCGUGCCAGCUCCUACAUCGAACUGCCUACCACCAUCGAGUCAAGACAUGCGGUGAUAAAUCCACAAAACUUCGAAGACCACAUGUGUUUUAAGUGGUCUAUUCUUGUGAAGUACGUGGAAGGAGAGCAUCCAGAGCGUGUCAACCAGCGAUACCAUGACUUGGAAGAGAAAUUCAACUUCACGAACAUCGAGUUUCCUACUCCAAUCAGACAAAUACCGCUGUUCGAAAAACAGAACCCUGGAGUCUCCAUCAACAUCUACAGCAUCGACGAGAAUCUGAAUGUUGUACCUGCACGAGUCGCUCCUGAAGAAAAAAAACAUCAUUUCGACCUUCUGCUCUUGGUCAAUGACAAUUCAUCCCAUUUCACCUACAUUAAAAAAUUUUCUGCCCUUGUUCGGUCCCAAAUAACUACACAUCAUGAUGCUAUUCAUGUUUGCAAAAGAUGCUUCAAGCAUUAUGAUGAUCGGGAUAGGGUUAGUGGGCUCACUGGUCUUCAGUGUUUGGAAAAACACCGUGAGCUCUGCAAACAGCAUGCUUCUGUUCGGAUGGAGAUGCCUCAGCUUGAUGAAAAUGGCCAGCCUCCUGUUCUGCAGUUCAAAAACUUCCACCAUGCUGAUAAGAUGCCCAUCGUGGUUUAUUGCGACUUUGAAGCAAUUCUGGAGAAAAUCCAUAUGUGUCACCCGAAUCCUGAUGGAGCAUACACGCUGCAGUACCAAAAGCAUAAAGCAUACAGCUACUGCAUUUAUGUGAAAGCAGAUAAUACAGUCAUUCCAGCACACCUCACUUCAGCACUUCCAUCAGAGCCUGAAUUGUAUCGCGGUUGUGACGCAGAAGAUAAAUUCAUUUCUCGCAUUGUGGAGAUUGGUCAUGAUGUACAAAAAAUAUUUUUUACAUCUGUUCCUAUGACUCUGCUCACACAUGCACAGAACACUGCUUUUCUGCAAGCAGGUGUGUGUUGCUACUGUGGAGGAAAGUUCGGAAGAACUGCAAUGAAAGUUCGUGAUCACAAUCACUUUACCGGUGAAUAUCUGGGACCUGCAUGUAAUGACUGCAACCUUCUCAGGCGCAGACCAAAGAAGUUAAUUGUGUUCUUCCACAACCUGGCGUACGACCAGAACUUCAUUAUCAGGAAGUUGGGGUACGACAGUAAAGACAUCUUCAUAAUCCCGAAUUCAGAGGAGAAGCUGAUAACUUUUUCCAAGAAGUUGCAUGAUAAGUUCAGCAUUCAGUUUGUCGAUACGUUCCGUUUCAUGAGUCGAGGUCUUGCUUCGCUCGCUGAGUUCUUGCCGGCAGACAAGUUUGUCAGUACUGCUGAGUUUUUCGCGCCUGAUGAGUUGGAGUUGGUUACCCGCAAGGGUGUCUUCCCGUAUGAUUUUGUCGAUUCUUUUGCUCGACUAGAUGAUACUAGUCUUCCACCUAUCGGCGAUUUCUACAAUAGUCUGACUGAUUCCAUGAUUUCAGAGAUGGAGUACGCUCAUGCAGUGAAAGUCUGGGAUAAGUUUCAGUGUGCUACUUUGGGGGAGUACGCUGACUUGUACCUAAAGACGGAUGUUCUGAUUUUGGCGGACGUAUUCGAGAAUUUCCGUUCCAUAUGUUUGGAGACAUAUAGUUUAGAUCCGUCUCACUAUAUUUCUUGUCCUGGAUUCGCUUUCGAUGCGAUGCUUCGAACCACAGGUGUACAGCUAGAGCUUCUCACAGAUUACGACAUGUAUAUGUUUGUGGAGGCUGGUAUUAGGGGAGGAGUAGCGCAAAGCAUUAAACGUCAUUGCGUAGCCAAUAACUCCUACAUACCUGAGACAUAUGAUGCAUCCAAGCCAUCCACAUUCCUGGAGUACAUUGAUGCAAAUAAUUUGUACGGGUGGGCGAUGUCUCUGCCGCUUCCAAUUCGGCAUUUCCAAUGGGCAGACACAUCAAUUGAUGUCGUGUCUGUCCCAGAUGAUUCUCCUACAGGCUACAUUAUUGAGUGUGAUGUGGAGUACCCUCCCGAGCUCCACGAAAGUCAUAAAGACCUGCCAUUUCUCCCCGUAAAUCAAUGCCCGCCCGGCUCAAAGCAAUCAAAGCUGAUGACAACUCUUGAAAAUAAAGAGCACUACAUUGUCCACUACAAAAAUCUACAGCAAGCAGUAUCUCAUGGGCUGAGAGUGACUAAGAUACACCGAGUCCUACAGUUUGAGCAGUCGGCAUGGUUGGAGCCCUAUAUUCGGCUGAAUACCAACAAGCGGAAAGCAGCAGCCAAUGAGUUCGAGAAGGAGUUCUUUAAGCUCGCUGUGAACUCGACAUUUGGUAAACUGAUGGAAAAUAAAAGGCGGAGGCUCAAAAUGGAGUUGGUGUGCUCCGAGAAGAGGUUCAAGAAGUUGGUGUGUCGUCCGUCCUUCAAGGACCGUACAAUGUACGAACCGAAUUUGUCUCUAGUCCACCUUAAUCACGAGACCAUCAUUUUCGACAAGCCGAUCUAUGCCGGACUGGCCGUACUAGAUCUUUCAAAGACUCUCAUGUACGACUUCCACUACAAUACCAUGAAACCCCGUUACCAUGACAAUAUUCACCUGAUGUAUAUGGAUACAGACAGUUUUGUGUAUGAGAUCCAGACAACAGACUUUUACUCAGACCUCAAAGCCGACCCUACACUGAUGGCCAAAUUCGACACCAGCUGCUACCCUUCCGACCACCCAUGCUUCUCCCCCAUCAACAAGAAAGUUGUCGGUAAAUUCAAAGAUGAAUGUGGGGGAGAAGUGAUGGAGGAGUUUGUAAGCCUACGGGCCAAACUCUACGCUUACAGGUGUGGUGGUAAGAGCGAGAAAAAGGCCAAGGGCAUCCAGCGAUGUGUGGUCAAAAAACACAUAACAUUCGACGACUACCUGGAUGCCCUGCAAGACCACCGCACAAUGAGGGCAGGCGUUAGAGCAAUUCGCUCCCGUCAGCACAUACUCUAUACUGAGUACAGCAAUAAGCUGGCCAUAACGUGGGAGGACGACAAACGGCUGAUCUGCGAAGAUGGUAUCCACACAGUCCCCCACGGAUAUGUAUGAGGUGACGAAUAAUUUUUUUUCCUGUAAAUAGUUUUUGAUUUAAAUAGUUUGGCAGUUUGGUAGUUGU
Messenger RNA from Bacillus rossius redtenbacheri, 7409 nucleotides. RefSeq lists its product as uncharacterized. The record is from RefSeq and is a predicted model, not a curated record. Bases 3302 to 7342 code for a protein of 1346 amino acids. Lineage: Eukaryota; Metazoa; Arthropoda; Insecta; Phasmatodea; Bacillidae. Gene Ontology annotation, biological process: DNA replication. The transcript has 2 exons. Gene Ontology annotation, molecular function: nucleotide binding; DNA binding; DNA-directed DNA polymerase activity.